AUGCAUUUGUACCAUUUGAUUCACUAGAUUACUUUUUAACAAGUUUAUGGAUAUGCCGAUGGAAAAUAGCUACUAUAAUAUAAAUUCAAAUGCAACGGUGUAUCUGCAUUUUAUCAAGGAUUCUGGUCCCUUUUUAUAGGAGGUUGGUUAGCAAGCAUAAUGGCACAUAAAGCUUUGUAAAACUAUAGAAAAUAAUUGAUCAAAGUGAAGAUAAGAAAAAUGAAUUAAGUUUAUUUUCCUGUAUUCUUCCUAUCUAAGCAAAGAAGUAAUCUCAAACCCAUUCAAGAUACUAGCAAUUUAAAAAUUGACUAGCUUCAAGUAUAAAUUAUAUAGAUAAAUCUAUAAUUAAUUGAUAAAAGAAUAAGGUUAUCAAUGGAUCUUUUGAUCUCUAGACACUAAAUUGCUUAUUGCAUUAUUGAAGAGCUCAUAUAUUAUUUAUGUUUUUGA
This is a messenger RNA of Paramecium octaurelia, 447 nucleotides long. NCBI's taxonomy places the organism in Eukaryota, Ciliophora, Oligohymenophorea, Peniculida, Parameciidae. The record is from the annotation of a GenBank genome assembly.